GAUCCCCAUUCCCCACGGGGAACGGUAGCAAUAGCAAUGGCAGCAAAUGGCAGCAGAUGGCUUUGUAGCAGCAGCAAAUCGCUCUAGCAGUCUAGCGGCAGCAAAGCAGAUGGAUCCGAUCCGGCAGCAGGCCAGCGGCAGCAAAGCAAAUGGAUCCGGUCUGGCAGCAGGCCAGCGGCAGCAAAGCAGAUGGAUCCAAUCCGACAGCAGGCCAGCGGCAGCAAAGCAGAUGGAUCCGGUCCGACAAUCCAGAUCUGAAGGAGGGAUCCCACGAUCGGAGAAAAUGGAGAAAGGGGGUUCUGGAUGGGAGAAGAAUCAGGUGAUGACCGGUGAUGUAGCAACAGUGGCUCCCCCUUUUAAAGAGAAAGGAAAACUAGGGUUUUUUGGGUUUGGGCUUGGGUUUUAAUGGGUUAAUUUGUGAAAGUGGUUAUUGGGCUCAAUAUUUGGGUUUGGGUUAGAUUUAUUGAUUAGGGUUAAAUGUAGGAGAAUGGGGUGGGUUGGAUUGGGAGUUGGGUUGGGUUGGAUAGUAUUGGGUUAAGUUUAAUUGUAAUUGGAUUGGAUUUGGGUUUGGGUUUGGGUUUAGGUUUAGGUUUGAGUUUAAAGAAUAAAUUAAUUUUAAAAUA
This is a messenger RNA of Rubroshorea leprosula, 623 nucleotides long. The record is from the annotation of a GenBank genome assembly. Lineage: Eukaryota; Viridiplantae; Streptophyta; Magnoliopsida; Malvales; Dipterocarpaceae.